CGGACCGCGCUCUGUGAGCAGCUGGGGAAGAAGCUCCGAGUCUGGGUCUGGGAGCAGAGACUCGGCUCGUCCAGAGUUGCGGAGCGCAGACUGCCGAGCGCAGUUUCAGUGGGACUGGUGUCCCCCACUCCGGGACUCUCUCGUGGAGCCGAGCCCGGCCAAUGGGCGCAUGAGGUAGAAGAGCAGGGAAAUGGAUUGCUAUUUGCGCCGCCUCAAACAGGAGCUGAUGAAUCAGUGGAGUGAUGCCUUCGGUGGAAAUGAACCGAAUUGGGUCUUGGAGUCCCUCCAAGGCUUCAUGCUCUUCCUCCGCCUCUGAUGAUAACUGCCCUUGCCCGUCCCACCGACUCCUGUUUCUUCUCACAACAACCUCAUGAGGCUGAAAAGUCAGGGUUUACGGUGACUCUUCAUAAUGUCCUGGAGUAAGAGUGCCAGGAGCGGGGGUCCCAGGCCUCCCACAGAUCCGCCUCAACCUCAAGCAAAAGAUGUCCAUGAAAGAAGUGGGUGAUGGCUUGCAGGAUCAGAUGAACUGCAUGAUGGGGGCGCUGCAAGAACUGAAGCUCCUGCAGGUGCAGACGGCCCUGGAGCAGCUGGAGAUCUCUGGAGGGGGUCCUGCCCCAGGCUGCCCAGGAAGCCCGGGGACGCAGCCCGAGCCUCCUCGAUGGGAGGGUGGCAAAAGUCCUGCCAGCCCCCUGGCCUGCUCCCCCUCCAACCCCCCUGCUCUUGGCAGCAGCACCAAGUUCUCGUCACAUAGGAGUGUCGGGGGGAGGGAUCUGGCACCCCUGCCCAGGACACGGCUGCCAGAGCACCAGAGCUGUGCCCCGCAGGCGCCAGAGCUGGGGGAGCUGGAUGACUGGACCUCCACACUGAUGUCCCGAGGCCGGAAUCGACAGCCUCUGGUGUUAGGUGACAACGUCUUUGCGGACCUGGUGGGCAACUGGCUGGACCUGCCAGAAAUGGAGAAGGGUGGGGAUCGGGGUGACAGCGGGGAGGCAGGCGCGCCCAAGGCAGGGAGGGCGCAGCCGCGAGAGCUGGGCCGCAGGUUCGCCCUCACAGCCAACAUCUUUAGGAAGUUCUUGCGUAGCGUGCGGCCAGACCGCGACCGGCUGCUGAAGGAGAAACCGGGCUGGGUGACGCCCACGGCCCCUGAGCCCCGAGCCGGACGCUCGCAGAAGGUGAAGAAGCGCAGCCAUUCCAAGGGCUCAGGACACUGCCCCUUCCCCGGCGCCGCGGAGCCCAGACGGGGGGAGAUCCCCGCUGCGGGCUGCCCCAAGGCCCUGGAAUCCUCUUCCUCUGGCUUUGAUAUUAACACAGCUGUUUGGGUCUGAAUCCUAGAGUCAGAAAGUGGACUGAACCCCAAAGGGCCAGGUCCCAGUGCUGGGCCCCCGGGAAAGAGGCCGGGCUGGUGGUGUGGCUCUCAAAAGCCCAACUCCAAGUCCCUUCCUCCUGGGACGGAGGGAGGAGAAGCCGGAGGCUCUGGAGCAGGGCUCCCUGCGGUUGGCAGAGGCUGUGGCAGGGGCCUGGCUGGUGGGGGAGGUGAGUGUUCCUGGUCAGAGAGAGAGAGAAAGAGUGUGUGUGUCUGUGUGUGUGUGUGUGUCUGUGUGUGUUGCUCAUUUUGGGGCUGGAGGUGACAGCAGGGGAGGGGCUGGGGAGGAGACCAGGAAAUCCUGACAUUCCUUCGCUGCCCCCAAAGGUCUCGGUUGAACAUCCUGCAUGGAUCAGGACAUUGGGGCCUCAGGUUCCCCAGAGAUGCUGUCAAUAAAGACUUUGUCUCUUGUGUCCCCAACCUUA
Phacochoerus africanus (Common warthog) is the source of this 1788-nucleotide messenger RNA. It is a transcript of the gene INKA2, whose product is annotated as inka box actin regulator 2. Lineage: Eukaryota; Metazoa; Chordata; Mammalia; Artiodactyla; Suidae. Gene Ontology annotation, molecular function: protein serine/threonine kinase inhibitor activity; protein kinase binding. Gene Ontology annotation, cellular component: nucleus. Bases 483 to 1325 code for a protein of 280 amino acids. The record is from RefSeq and is a predicted model, not a curated record. The transcript has 3 exons.